Elgaria multicarinata webbii is the source of this 3984-nucleotide messenger RNA. It is a transcript of the gene PRRG1, whose product is annotated as proline rich and Gla domain 1. Lineage: Eukaryota; Metazoa; Chordata; Lepidosauria; Squamata; Anguidae. The coding region runs from base 130 to 804 and encodes 224 amino acids. Gene Ontology annotation, molecular function: calcium ion binding. The transcript has 4 exons. The record is from RefSeq and is a predicted model, not a curated record. Gene Ontology annotation, cellular component: extracellular region.
GCGCGCAAUAGCGCUUGCGCGAAGCCCGGGCGUCUAAGCUGCUGGAGUGGAAGAGGCUGGGCGACUUCCAAGCCGUUGGAACCGGCCGUCCCUGGCUUGGCGAGGAAUUUCUAGGGGGCAGUGCUAAAUAUGGAUGGUGUGUUCUUCACAGAGGCUAAAGCCAAUUCUGUCUUAAAAAGAUAUCCACGGGCUAAUGGACUUUGGGAAGAGCUUAAGCAAGGAAACAUUGAACGCGAAUGCUUUGAGGAACGUUGUAAUAAAGAAGAGGCAAGAGAAGCUUUUGAAAAUGAUGAGAAGACGAUGGAGUUUUGGAAAGAGUACACAAAUGGACGUCAUGGAGAAAGUACCACAGUACAUAACUGGUACCCAUUUUACCUUGUGUUUCCAUUAAUUAUUGGCCUUUUCAUUGUCAUUCUUAUCGUAUUUGUCACAUGGAGAUGCCUGUUCAAAAAGAAAAUGCGUAGACGUUCCAUGUAUGCUCGGAACAGAAACAGAGAAGCUACAGGUGAUCGCAACAUUGCUGAUGGUAGAAGACCCCUUCCUCAGCCUCUCAGCAUCCUUCAUUCCCCACAAGAAGAAAUGUUUGAAGGCAAUGGACAAUCUCCAGGUUAUCUGAGCUACACAGACGGGCAUGCAGACUCCAUAUCAAUAAGGCUGUCAAGCUGUGACCCACCACCGUCAUAUGAAGAAGUUGCUGGUGAAAGUAGCAUGAGAAGAAACGAAACUACAAAUCACUUGGAUCCACCUCCUCAAUAUGAAGACAUUGUGAAUAGCAUUUCAGUACCUCCUGUUAUCACCAAAUGAAGCAGGAAAAAUACUAACUCCUUUCCUAAGAGGGGUGUGUGGGGACUCUAAGACUUUUUAGCACUUUACUGCAGCUUGAUGUUUAUACAUUUCAAACAUUCUGACCGUAUUACACCACUUCCUCUUCCUCUAUCCAAAAUUUGGUUUGCUCUGUGAAACAUUCGCCAGUAUGGUUGUGCAUACCUCCAGAGAUGCCAUUUCAGUCAGUUGGUGGGAUUAUUGCUGAAAGUGGUUUUGUGGUACACAUAAAGGGAUCAAUAAUAACAAAGUUACAGAAAGGGAUUUAUGCCAAAAAGGGUAAAAAAAUAUAUUCAGAUUCUCAUUUUCAGCUGGGAUAUUUUUUGGGGGGUGAGGUGGGAUUGUUUUUUGGCUUGUUGUGCAUUAAAAGCCAUACAGAACAGAAACAAGCAGUUAAACUGGCACCAGUAGUGAUACUCAUAUCUUUGCCAAACAGAGCAAGUUGCAGUGAGUAAGGCUGAAACCUUUUGACUCACGAAACUCAUUGUUGUAGUGAGAAAUGGAAUAUAUUGGUGAUCAGCUGUAAGUUCAGCCAAGAAAGAAAGCAAAUUCUGCUCCUAGGGAAAAUGAAACGAUUUUCUGACAAUGGGACCUGGAAACACAUACUCAUAGUCAAAAUUAAUUUUGUUCUUGUCUUCAGAAUUCUGCCCAUGUGCCAGAAUAAAAAACUAUAGUUUGGCAUUAGAAUGCAUGGGAAGGGAGCAAUUUGUGAUAGACACAUGAUAAAAAUUAGUGCUGCAUAAAGGAUCCUAUGGAUUUAUUUAUUUAUUUUGGUAUACUUAAUGAGUAUGCAGUUAUCAAGUGGUUUUCCAAGUUAAAAAAAAUCCUUGCUUUUCUGAGAGAAAUGUUUCUACUUGGUAGCCCCAGUGUGCUACUUAUCUGAUGACAGACGGGAGUGUACCGAUAUUUGAUUGCUUCUCAGCAACUUGUACCAAUUUAUAUUUGUUUCUUGCAUUGCAGGUUAUGAAAUGGCCUACUGUUCUGGGUUACAAUAGUAAUUUCUGAUAGUGUGGGCAUUUUUUACUUCAACAAAGAGCUUCUGUUAAAGCUGGCUAUUCUCAGUAUUUAUGCAUGCUGGCUUUCAAAAGCAGAUAAGAGGCCUACAUGUAUGGCAAGAAACGUACAAGUGAGUUUUUCAGCGAUUGUUGAUUGGUAUCAGAGCUUGUUCCUGGGUUAGUGAUGCUUGUUCCUAUUAAACAAACGUUUGCUUCAGGGGUUGGCAACUGAUAAAACCUGAGCUAUAAAGUGUGUUGAGAAGCCCCUGCUAAAGCUUUUAUUUUGUAGGAACAGCAGUUUAUGCCUGAGAUUCUAAGAAGGAAGGUAAUGAGAGAAAUGGGGGGGGGGGCUUCUGCCUGUGUGUACUUUUCUCUCUCAAAACCAGUAGCUCUGAGCCACUCUUGAUCAGGCUGAAGGGAAGACAAUGCUGAAACAGUGUGUGAAGGUAAGGAGAGGAAGAAACCCAAAUCUUGUGCUCAUACUUAUUCCUUUCCUCUCCAUAUCCUAAGCCAUUUGUCUGGUCUGCUAGACAAGAUUAACGAGGAGUCAGGUGUGGCUUCCCGUACAUCUAAUAGUUAAGGGCACCACAUUUUUCUAAAUUGAAACUGGAUUCACACCAGAGUGCUGAUUUCACUGAAUAAUCUCUUCUGAGGGCAGAUCGUUUCCAUGUGUAUCUGCAGUGGGUGUGGGUGUGAUUUGAAUCAUUCAAACAAAUAUACACAGAGAUACCACUGUGGAUAAGAGUGGCUUAACGAUCCAUGUCUCACACCCAGUGCAGAAACCCUUGAGAACUACCUGCCUCCAGAGGAGGCUGCUUGGCAAGGAGGUGGGCCAACGUUUAAUAAUUUUUUGCUCACAGCACACUAGUGAUCCCUUUAAGGCCCUGACAUACAGUUUGGGAAUGACUGGUCUAUGUAUUGUUUAAGUUUAAACUGUGUAGGCACCCUUAAUUUGUAUGAAAUAUAUUAUAUGAAUGGGAGGAAAACUUAAAUAUUCUCAAAUUAGUUUAGAAGCUAGUUCUAAAUUGUUGGGUUUUAGUGAAGCAGCAUAAAUACCAAUCCAAGUAUCUAGACUGUUGCGUUGUUGUGGCACUAUUGAAGUUGUAUAUUGUUUCAGUGACACUCUGUUGGUACAUUCUUAUGGAGAAAUCAUUUCUCAGACAUUGGAGGGGGUGGUGGUGGUGGUAAGGGAAUAUGUUUGUUCUCUCUGUGGAGAUUCAAGAUAACAGCUUAACUUAAGCUCUGAAAAUGUUUGUUCUGUUGGUUCAGUCGAAUGUCUUCUUCCUCUGACGCUCAGUGAAGCUGUUACAAUAUAGAACAGGUUUUGGGUUUGCUGUGUGACUCACUUAAGCUAUCGUGUUGGGGUGGGGGUUGUCUUGAGUUCUGGAGGGCACUGAUUACGGUGAGAUUAGAACCAGGUGAUAGUCAUUCCAAGCGUAUUAAAAAAAUGUGAUGUUAGAUUGCCGACCCUUGUGCACAUUCCCCACUAUCCACUUCCCUUCUCUGCCUUCUUUCUUGCAACCCUUGUGUGUUCUUGUUUGUCUCCAACAUGUUUUCCUGUUAGUUGGGCCUAGGGAUUCUAGUCAAUAUUAGUAAUCAUGCAUCCAAUACCCAGGAGCACCCUUUUGAGUCCGUUUGUAUUUUAUGUAGUGCUGCUGUAGCGCAAGGGGGCAAUAUUUUUACUUUUCAUCUUCAGGUAUCCGAGUAGGUAAGGCCAGCCCUGCCUCCUAAUUUAUCAGAGUCAUGGUCAUGCAUCAGUUCUUCCCUGACCCCAUAAUAAACUCUGAAAUCAUUAUAAACAUAGGCAACAGAGCCAGUUCAGUAAGCUGGGUGGAAGUGGUGUACUUAACUCUUUUUGGCAAAGCAUAUAGUACUUGUAUUCUCUAGCAAGGAACUUCACUUUGCUUAUGUGGGUUGUAAGUUAGUACACUCCGAUUAAAAAGUCUCCUAAACCUUGUUCCAAAAGGCUCAUUUUAACAUCUUGUCUGUCUUAGAUAAACGCAAUGAGAGUGUGCACAUCAUGAUGUAAGUUGAUGACUUUCAGGCCACACUCUUCUAUGCAUAUGGGUGGUCUUAAUAUGAAUUCUCUAGAUGCUGAUAUUUCUAUUUUAACACAAAACGCCUGAAUGCACAGCCAGAUUUAGUUUGUUCAUCUGCCAAAGUGCCU